Messenger RNA from Didymodactylos carnosus, 1383 nucleotides. Lineage: Eukaryota; Metazoa; Rotifera; Eurotatoria; Philodinida; Philodinidae. The record is from the annotation of a GenBank genome assembly.
AUGAUGAAUGACACAAUCGCAAAAGAGGAGACUGCCCACAAUAACAAUAGUAAAAAGAUUUUUAUACCUACUAUUGGCUCAUUGGGUGAUGUCAUGCCAUAUUUGAUCCUUGCGAAAGAGCUCAAAACACAUGGACAUAUUGUAUGGGUAGGCGUACACAAACGCUUCGAACAACAGGCACAAGAUAUGGGUCGUUUUAUUGUUCUCUUGACUGAAAGUAUUGAUACAAUUGAGCUUGAUGGUGAUAUGGACAUUGUCAUGUCGUCAACACCUGAAGCUAUUGAACUUCAACGAAAUCCUAGCAUUUUUAAACUAAGCUUGAUCAAAAGCAUAUUUUUACCAUUGAUGGAGAAAUGGUUUAAUGGAAUUGUGGCCAAUAUAAAGGAUGCUGAUUUAAUUGUGUUAUCAAUUAAUUCUGCCAUUGUAGGCAUGAGUGCCAUUGAGAAACAUCCUGGUAUAAAAGCAGUUGCAAUCUAUCCUUUUCCUUGUACACCAACAAAUGAAUUUUCUCCUCCUCUGUUAAGUGGAAAAAGUGAAAGUUUAUUUCACUGGAUAAAUUCAUUAAAAUGGAAAAUGUCUAAUUAUGGUAUGUCAUCUAUGUAUGGUGAUAAAAUCAAUCAGCUUCGUGCUUCAAUUAAUCUUCCAGCAAUUAAAUUACUUGAUUAUUGUCAUAAUUUAGUAUCAACUGUUGCAACUGCUACUAUUUAUUCUAAAUAUUUACUUCCUCGUCCUUUAGAUUGGUCUGAAAAUAAUCAAAUGGUUGGUCCUAUUUUUAAUCAAAAUCUUUCCAUUGAUUUUAAGCCAUCAGAAGAUAUUGUUGAAUUUUUGGAAAUGAAUAAAAAAGAAAAGAAACUAUUAUACAUUGGUGUUGGAUCAAUGAUGCAUAUUAUGUUUGGAGAAAAAGAACAAUUAGAAUUUUUAACUGUUAUUCAAGCUGCUGUACUCAAUAAUAAUAAUUGCAAAGCUAUUGUGUCUCUAUCUGGAAUUGAAAUCAAAGAUUUAUUUUUAACUAACAAUGACAAUAAUAAUAUAUUUUAUUUGAAAACAAAUAUUCCACAUACAUGGUUAUUUCCUCAAUUAACAGCUGCUAUACAUCAUGGUGGAGCUGGUACAACACAUACAAGUUUAAAAUUUGGAUUACCAACAUUAAUAUUACCAUUUGGAGCUGAUCAACCAUUCAAUGGUGAUAGAGUAUAUAUCAAUAAAUUAGGGCCAAAACCAAUUCCUGUUCGACAAAUAAAUGUCAAAAAUUUAACAAAUGCAAUACAAGAUCUUCUUAAUACCGAUGAAUAUCAAACAAAUGCUAAAAAAAUUGGUGAAUUGAUUGCUAAAGAAAAUGGUCUUGAUCAUUGUAUAAAAUUAAUUGAAUCACAAUUCAUGUAG